Messenger RNA from Echinostoma caproni, 3237 nucleotides. The record is from the annotation of a GenBank genome assembly. Lineage: Eukaryota; Metazoa; Platyhelminthes; Trematoda; Plagiorchiida; Echinostomatidae.
UUGGUGGAUAUUGCGGCCGAGUUGUGCUUGGCCAGCCUGAGCAUGUGCACUACACUCAAGCCACUGGAAAUCUACCGUGCUAUUAGCCAGUGUGAGGAGCAUUCCAGUCUGACACUGGAACGCGGUCUGCUACGGAUUGAGAGUAGCGAAAAUCGGACCCCUUACGGAAUUUUGCCGGAAAUUCAUUUCUUCCUUGCUCGAAGCUGGUUCUCACUGCACCAGUCCGUGAUGGAGGAGUAUCACAAAGCACUAGAACAGUUCCAGCAAGAAUUGCAAUCGGCGCGCGCCUCAAUGCAACAGCAACAACAACAGCCACAAUGUAGCGUGGCAGAUCUCGAAGCGGAUAACUCGCUUAAACCGAUCGAAACACAUAAUUCUAGUGUUAUGAAUCCAUGUUCCAGCGGAUCGAUUCCAAUCUCGUUUUCCAGCGAGACUGUGACAUCCGGACCGGCCAUACAAAUGGCUCCAUCAAACACUUGGCCUAAUCCUUCGAUGAUUCGAAAUUCUGUAUUCGUUCCGGUUAAUUUAAUGCCUCCACCUCCCCAGCCAUCGCAACCACCACCACCAAAACAGCAACAAGCGCCCACAAUGCCUAUAGCCGGGGAACAAGCGCUUAUCUAUCCUUCAUCUUCACUGAGUUCUGCUGCCACACCAUACGGCUCCAUUCCGGGUACACCGCAACAACCAAUGCCUCCUGUUUCGAUGACCGUCUACCCGUCUGUAUUCUAUUACACUCAACCAAAUCUUGGGUUUAGUCAGGCUCAGGUGUGCAAUCAGUAUCGAACACCUCCCCCACCAUCCCAACCAGCUCUUCUGCCCACACCUGGACAAUCCAAUCUAAUGAUGUUCGCCCAAUCUGCCCCGUUCUGUGUUCAGCCCAAUGGCCCUUUCUCGUUUCAUCCGAAUACAUCUGUUCCCAUGUCAGUGACCCGAAUGCUUUCCGUGCCACCGCAACCCCCACAACCCAUGGUUCCUUCAAAUUUUGCUGGCAAUUCCGGUCUGUUGACACCGAAUUCGCAAAUAUUACCGCCAACAAUCAAUAUGGGUUCAUUCAACCCAUCCGGAUCAUGUGUGACUGUCCCACAAACCGCGCAACAGACGGUGAUUCCUGCCAACCGCAUGUUCUUCCAAUUGCAACGUGAUCCACUCACUGAACCGGCAUUGUACGCAGCCAGUCUAACUAGUCUGGUGACUAGUCAAGCUCCAGUAUCGACUACUGUAUGUAGCACUCCAUUUGCCUGCCGUGAUACGUUUGCGACAGGCACUAUGAUAACUCCGAACACGUCCACAUCGUCUUGCGGAAACGGUUUUCUCGUUUCCCCUCCACCUGCCCCCACCGGUCCGUCUGGAGCUAACCAGUUGACGUUAACUCAGCGCCUGGCUUCAAUGAGUAACGCGUCCAGUUCUGUCGUGGUCCAUCCGGCCCUGUCUGAUCGUGGCUCCAGCGCCUCUGAGACCGAUUCCAGCCGACCCGCAGACUCAGUGGUCGAGGGCGGUCUGUUGGAAGAUCAUCCAUCCGUCACCGGAUUACAAUCCACUAACAGUGUCACACAAGAGAACCCAGCUAUCGAUUCCACCAAUCGAACACUUCCUGAGGGACAAGACAAACCCGGUUCCUCUUCACUAUCGGCAUGUGCAACGUUGAAAUCACUGGAUGCCAAAGCCCACCAAUAUUUACGUCGUGCUUACACGUGCGCAACAAGUGCAAUCAAAAAGAUAUUCCUAAACAAUUCUUCCAACUCCAAUUCGUUUGACAACUCCACCGCAUCCCAUUCCUCGUCCGGUGGUCGAGGGACACGCGGGCACAAAUCUCAUCAUCAUCACCAUCAUCAUCAUCAUCAUCCGCACGCGUCCAACGCAGCCCAACAGCGUCGUGCGUACGACACGUGCAGUUCGGUCGGCGCGAACUGCAUCACUAAUGCUGUCAGUGAUUCAAUCUCCGGUCACGGUUCUUUGUCGUCCAACAACUUGCUCUCGUCCAAUACCGGCACUGGUAACAACAACAACAACAACAAUAAUAACAAUAAUAGUAAUAAUACAUCCGGUGGGUCGGGUGAAAAUGGUCGAAUGAAACGUAUGCUGGACGUUCCGAUGGAAUCCCAGGUGGCCAAGGCAUGGAACGGUAACAUUUUAUGGACACUAGAUGUUGCCAGCGGUCUGGGACCAUCUGUGGUUUACGAAUAUUGUAAUCUGAUUCUUCAGUGUGUCCAAUGUCCGCUCCUUAUGAACGAGAUUGCUGUCAAAGUGAUCGAUUACUUCAAACAAAUCAGUUCCGAUUCGGCAGCUAGUCGGCCCCGCGUUCCCGGUGCUGGUUUCCAGGAUCCACCUCCAGUCACCAUGCUACCGGAUCAUUCCAACCCCAAUCACUCAGCUUCCAUAUAUUAUACAGGACAGGAAUCCUCAUCCACUCAGUACUACCAACCCCCCUUUGUUACCCACUGGCCCAUUUUCACACCUCCCCCUGCUGAUCCAUGGUCUAACCCAACCAGUCGCGCUGACUCGUUGAUAUCAUUCCCACCUUCGAACAAUUUUGUACCCCAGGCUCAACCCUGCCCCGUCCGUACACCUGCGCAGUGGUUAUCUUCAUUCCCUCCAGUAGUCUCAUUAACUAAUGACUCACUCAGUGAACUAAUUGCACGCUACCAACAACUUGGAUUCCACCCGACCGAACAAGUGCCUCCUGCGCCGAGUCCAAUGCGGGAACCUUGCUUGAUGGUCCAAUCCUCGCAUUACGCCCCGCCCACUCAACCACCCCAACCGACAACACCGUCACAAAUGAACGACUCUCUAUCCUGUCACCCUCAUCAGCCCAGACCGGGUUUACCCCAGUGGUCACAUCCCACGGUUUCCCAACCGGCAGUCAGUUAUCCGCCUGGUUCGAACGUGAAUUCGCCUGCACUAGCUCCGGNGGUCUCAUGUGCGUCUGCGAUGAAUCCUGUGAACGGCUUUAUCGGUCAAGGACUGAUUGAUCGGUUUGUGAACCGAACCCAUGCAUUAUUUCACAAAUUCAUUGAACACCGACUCCAAUACAUCGGGCAAGGUCAAACUGAAUGGGACGAAUUUGUCGACCUAAUCCUGAAAGCCUACAACGUGCAUCUCAGCAUGCCCGCGUCCGAUUACGGUUUGCACUGGAAUAAUCUACUCACUCGAAUUCGUCGUCAUCACAAGUGCAGCGCGUCACUGUGGCAACGCAUUCUGGCUGGGAUUCAAACCGCAGACCUGAAACGUUCCGGUUGA